AUGGUUGGCUUGCCCGCGCGGGGCAAAAGUCUUAUUGCUGGAAAAGCUCUGCGAUACCUCGCCUGGGUCGGAAUUACAGCGCGCAUAUUCAACGUAGGGACGUACCGUCGAAAGGUGUCGCCUCACCCCCUAGCAAACUUCUUUGAUCCACACAAUCCGGAAGGCGAAAAGAUGCGAUGGGCUGCUGCCGAGGCUGCUGUAUCAGAUAUGUUGAAAUGGUUCAAGGAAUCUGGCGGCGUUGUUGGAAUCUUCGAUGCCACAAACUCGACGAAAGCGAGGCGGGCCUGGAUUCACAAGACCUGUGCCGAAGCCGGUAUCGAGACACUCUUCGUAGAAUCAUCCUGCGACGACGAAGAUAUUAUAAUGAACAAUAUACUCGAGGUUAAGACGACAUCGCCCGAUUAUAAAGGACAAGAUCCGGAGGUGGCAGCCCAAGACUUUCGUAAUCGCAUCCGCAACUAUGAGAAAGUUUACGAAACGAUAGAUGAUGAUGAGAAGUCAUACACCUAUGUUAAGUUGAUAAACGUGGGGUCUACCGUCAUUAUAAAUCAGAUCAAAGACUACCUAUCAAGUAGACUGGUUUAUUACAUUCAAAAUCUCCAUAUUAAACCUCGGUCUAUCUGGUUAUCUCGGCACGGAGAGUCAGAAUACAAUCUGACGGGGAAGAUUGGUGGCGAUUCUGACAUCUCUACUCGUGGAGAAGCCUAUGCUCGUGCGCUCCCUGGCUUACUAAAACAGUCCGGUGUUCCUCCCGGCACAAAACUCACCAUCUGGACGUCAACCUUGAAGCGUACAAUACAGACGUCACGACAUCUCGCUGCAGAGACAGGAUAUGAUAAGCUCGAAUGGAAAGCGCUUGAUGAGCUCGACUCAGGCGUCUGUGAUGGAUUGACGUACGAAGAAAUUGCUGAGAGAUACCCAGAGGACUUUGCCGCACGAGACGAAGACAAAUAUAACUACCGGUACCGAGGCGGAGAGUCAUAUCGUGAUGUCGUCAUUCGACUAGAACCUAUUAUCAUGGAGCUGGAACGCAGUGAAAAUAUUAUGAUUGUCACCCACCAGGCGGUAUUGCGAUGCAUUUACGCCUAUUUCCAUAAUAUGUCCCAAGAACAGAGCCCAUGGAUGGAAGUUCCGCUGCACACUUUGAUAAAAUUGACCCCUAGGGCGUUUGGUACGGAGGAGAAACGUUUCAAGGCCAAUAUUCCAGCUGUAUCCACGUGGCGAGGCAAGGGAACCUCAGCCAAGCACCAAGAGCCAACUGAAGGGACACAGUCGGGGCACUGA
This is a messenger RNA of Talaromyces atroroseus, 1284 nucleotides long. Its product is annotated as Fructose-2,6-bisphosphatase. NCBI's taxonomy places the organism in Eukaryota, Fungi, Ascomycota, Eurotiomycetes, Eurotiales, Trichocomaceae. Gene Ontology annotation, molecular function: fructose-2,6-bisphosphate 2-phosphatase activity; 6-phosphofructo-2-kinase activity; ATP binding. The record is from RefSeq and is a predicted model, not a curated record. Bases 1 to 1284 code for a protein of 427 amino acids. Gene Ontology annotation, cellular component: cytosol. Gene Ontology annotation, biological process: fructose 2,6-bisphosphate metabolic process; fructose metabolic process. The transcript has 3 exons.